This is a messenger RNA of Neurospora crassa OR74A, 2201 nucleotides long. RefSeq names its product zinc-regulated transporter 1 (gene tzn-1). The record is from RefSeq and is a predicted model, not a curated record. Bases 573 to 1829 code for a protein of 418 amino acids. Gene Ontology annotation, biological process: zinc ion import across plasma membrane. The transcript is spliced from 2 exons. Gene Ontology annotation, molecular function: high-affinity zinc transmembrane transporter activity. Gene Ontology annotation, cellular component: plasma membrane. Lineage: Eukaryota; Fungi; Ascomycota; Sordariomycetes; Sordariales; Sordariaceae.
UAGCAACUGAACCUAAUAAUAAUAAUACCUUGAGAACCCCGCGGGCCAUGGUCUGGAAAAUUCUGCUGCCAUCAUCACCUCACUCCAGCUCCAUCUUCCGAUUGUCGGUCUCGGUCGCAGAUAUUUAUCUUCAAUUGCUUCCCUUUGCUGGUAAAUACCUACUCAGUUCUGGUUGCCAUCGCCGUUACCGUCACUUUAUCUCAUUUUUGUGUGAUCGGUCCACAAUACACAGCAUCACAGUCUAACGCAGGCGGCUGAUUGCAGUUUUGGACGACAAGACGCCUUUUCUGGAAUCCGGAUUUCCAAAAUAACUGAUUCCAACCUGCGGACCUGCUGCGUAUAAAAUUCCACACACCCUUUUUUAUUCUUUUUCUGGAAGCAAUCUCAACUACUUCCUUUUCCCCGCCAACAACAGCUGGUCUGCGAGCUUUCAAGUUGCCAGCAACAAGUGGAAGCUCCAGCGCGACGACGAUCCAAGCGAAGCCAGACUCUACCUCUAUACUAGUCUCUAACUACCUAGUCUACUUGCUCCACAACAACAAGUGCCACGUCGCUCAGCGUUAUCAACAAACAUGUCUUCUGCUGAGCCUUUCAACCCUCACAGUGUUGACCUGGACACUGUGGACCCCAAGGACGUGGUCUGCUACCUCAACUCGUCUCCAAACGACUACAAUGGUCGUAUCGGUCUCCGUAUCUCGGCCUUGUUCGUCAUCAUGGCCACCUCGUCACUCACCACCCUUUUCCCGGUCUUGGCUACGCGCAUUCCCCGUCUGCGUAUCCCGCGCUAUGUUUACCUCUUCGCCCGUUACUUCGGCGCCGGUGUCAUCAUUGCUACCGCUUUCAUCCACCUCCUCGAUCCCGCCUACGAGGAGAUCGGCCCCGCCUCUUGUGUUGGUAUGAGCAAGGGCUGGGACUCUUACUCCUGGCCUCCUGCCAUUGCCAUGACGGCCGUUAUGCUCAUCUUUUUGCUGGACUUUGGCGUUGAAUGGUAUGUCGAGCAAAACUACGAGUGCGACCAGGCCGACGUGAGCGUCGAAAAGGUCAUCACCACCUGCCCUGGCCACUCUACCGACGGCGCAAAUUCCUCCGACGAGGGCCACAGCUCCGAGUCUCACGACGACUGCCACAACAGCCCUCACAAGCCGUCCACCACCGGCCACGACGCUCAUCACGGUCACCAGUUCCUCCACUCCGGCGACCAGGAUGCCCCGACCCCCAUUGCUCUCCCGACUGCUGCUUUGCCCACCACCGACUCUCAUGGCCACGACACUAGUAAGGACACCAUCGACAUCGAGUCGCACGCCUUCCUCACCGGCGAGUCCCCUGCUUCCGAGCGCAUCUUUCGCGAGCAGAUCGCAGCUUUCCUCAUUCUUGAGUUCGGCGUCCUUUUUCACUCGGUCAUCAUCGGCCUCAACCUCGGCGUCGUCGGCGAGGAGUUUUCCACCCUCUACCCCGUCGUCGUCUUCCACCAGGCCUUUGAGGGUCUAGGUAUCGGCGCCCGUCUGUCCUCGAUCCCGUUUCCAAAGCGCCUCAGCUGGAUGCCCUGGGCUCUGUGCGUCGCCUAUGGCUUGACCACUCCGAUCGCUCUCGCUAUUGGUCUGGGAGUGGCGACCACGUAUGAGAGCGCUGGCUUCACUGCGUCGAUCAUCUCGGGUGUGUUGGAUUCCAUCUCGGCUGGUAUCCUCCUGUACACCGGCCUCGUGGAGCUCCUCGCCAGGGACUUCCUCUUCAACCCUGAGCGCACUCGCGAUAAGACCCGCAUUCUCUUCAUGCUGGCUUGUCUAUUCGCUGGCUGUAUCCUCAUGGCGUUGCUUGGCAAGUGGGCUUGAGCCACUAGGCCACUACACCAAGGGGCUCACCGCAAUCGGGAGCAGAUGUUGUCAUGACUGAUGAUUGUUUUCGAGCAAGCGAGUUGUUUCUUGUUCAAGGGAUCUGUGGUUGGCUUGGUUGCAUGGAUGGAUACCCCCUCGGCAUUUGCAUUUAGUUUGGGUUUUCUUUUUUUUCCUUUGUUUAUUUGCUGGCAAGUUCGGCGUUACGGGUCAAUGCAUGAUGGAAGGAAAAUGGGAAGGAAUGGGCUACCUCAUGAAUGAAGGAACAGGGAUGGAAAAUGGGACACAGUACAUAAGUCAUAGUGGUAAUCCCUUCGGGCGACAAUCAGGCCGUCCUGUGAAGGUUGAUAGUUAAGGGUAGCUUAAUUGCAC